AUGACCACUUCUUCCAAUCGAGAUCAUUUCUUUCAGACAUCCGCUUCCCUGGAUGAGCAGGAGCGGAAAGAUGCAAAGUCUCAGAAUACCAACGGGAAUCCCAUCCGCUUACAGGGAAAGAUCCUAGCAGUCCAUUCAGACCCAUUGAACAAUGGUACAGUUUAUGUGGCGCAAAGUAAUGGCGCCGUGAGAAGGAUCAUCCUUGCUACAGGAGAAACCGCCAAAGUGUUUACAGGGCCGAUGGCUCCUGUGACAAGUCUUUGUGUGAGCCCCGAUGGAAAGCUCCUGUUUGCCGGGUGCUGGGACAAGGCUGUCUGGAGCUGGGAUACGGCCUCAGGCCAACCCCGCCGGAAAUACGAAGGCCACACCGACUUUGUCCGCUCAAUCACCAGUGCGAGACUCCGUGGAGAGGACCUGCUUAUUACCGGUGGUGCUGAUGCACAAGUUCUGGUUUUCAAAAUCGCGAGCGGUGAGCGCAUUGAGACCUUCAAGGGUCACGCUCGAGGCAUCCAAGACAUUGCCGUCGACCCUGAAUCGGAGAGUACUCUACCCAUUGUAUUCAGUGCGGGUAGUGAUCGGGAAAUCCGCCAGUUCAGCAUCUUUGAUAGCAGAAAUGUCCCUGAGCCUCUGCUUCCUCAUGAGACCAGCGUUUACAAGCUCUUCUUCGACAACGAUGGUGACCUCUGGACUGCUUCGGCCGACAAGACUGCCAAAUGUCUGGUUCGUGAGAAUGGGUGGAAGGCUAAUAUGACCCUGGAACAUCCCGAUUUCGUGCGCGAUGUUGUCAUCCAUGAAACCGGAGGCUGGGUCGUGACCGCUUGUCGCGAUGAAGAGGUUCGGGUGUGGAAUCGAUCGACUGGCGAACUCUAUCAUACUUUCUCUGGUCAUUUCGAAGAGGUUACUGGUCUCGUUCUUGUCGAAUCAACCGUUGUCAGCGUGGGUAUCGAUGCAACUAUCCGCCAAUGGUCCCUUCGACCUGAUGAGCUUCAGAAGGCUGUUGAGCUGGCCAAGAAGCCCGUGGUCGAGGAGGAGGAUCCGAAGACGGAAUCCAUGCUCACUGAGGAAGAAGAACGGGAGUUGGCCGAACUCAUGGAUGAAUAG
Molecule: messenger RNA, 1101 nt
Organism: Penicillium canescens
Lineage: Eukaryota; Fungi; Ascomycota; Eurotiomycetes; Eurotiales; Aspergillaceae
Product: WD40 repeat domain-containing protein
Exons: 4
Coding region: 1-1101 (366 amino acids)
Molecular function (GO): protein binding
Source: RefSeq, a predicted model, not a curated record